AUGAACGAAUAGAUUGCAUAUAUUGAGGACUUUUAUAUCGAUUUUUGUGCCUUGCUGGGUUAAGGAGCAUGUGGUAAAGUCUUUGCUGCAAACAGAAAAAAUGAUACUAAAUAGUAUUGUGCUAAAAUUGUGAACGGAAAUUCUUAAAAUGUCUAGAAAGAGUUAGAUAUUCUGAAUUUUAUGAAAAACAAGCAAAAUGAGAAUAUAGUUAAUGUGUAUUAUAGUAACUUCGUUCCAGAUAAAGGAUUCUUUGUUAUAAUCAUGGAAAAAUGUGAUUCAGACUUAGAAAAGGAAAUUAAAAGUAGAGGUUAACAACGGAGAUAUACAGAACAAGAGGCCAUUGAAAUAAUGAAACAAUUAUUUAAUGGAUAUAGAGUACUUUAUCAAAGUCAGGUCAUCCAUAGAGAUAUAAAACCAGCCAAUAUAUUGACUUCAUAAGGAAAAUACAAAAUUGCUGAUUUCGGAGUCGGCAAGAUUUAUUAAUCAGAUUAGAAUUUGUUAAAUAUCACAAAGAAUGGAACACCUGUAUUUAAAGCACCUGAAUUAUAAGGAAACUAUGAAUACUCCCCAUCUGAUAUAUUGUAUAUUCAAGGAAAUCAACCAAGAUUUUCAACUAAUCCUUCACCCCUACAAGGCAGCACUAUGCAAGGCAACAUGAUGCAAGGUAACAUGAUGCAAGGCAACAUGAUGCAAGGCAGCAUUAUGCAAUAGGGUACUAUGCAAUAGAAUGCUCCAUUCAAAGGAACAUUUGAUGACAAAGAGAAAAAAGUAAAGUUGCUACACAAAGUCGAUAUUUAUUCAUUUGGAAUUCUAUUUUAUCAUCUUUUAACUGGUACAUAUCCUUUUGAAUUAUCAAUGUCUGGGAUUAAUGACUUUAUUUAAAGAUUAAAGAUUACUCCUUUUAAGAUCCCUCCUCAGUUUAAUAUAUCUCCAAGUACUUGCUAAUUGAUCGAAAGAAUGAUUACUUAUUCUCCUGUCGAAAGAAUUGAUUUCCCGUCGCUCAGUUCAUGGUAUGGAUUAAGACUUGGAACUAUGUACAAUAGAGAUAGCGCUAUUAUGCUUCCUGUCAAGAUGGCUUCUAUCACAUUUAAUCCUCCAAAGAUAGUAAUGAUCCUACCUUAAAAGAGUGUGCAAGAUUGGAUUUAAUAAUAUAGACUGUUGUUCAUUGAAAAAUGUUGUGAAAGUUAAAUUGUGAUUCCGAUAUACAGAAAUUAUUGCGAUUUAUGUUUGAAUCUGGCUAUUAUGCAAUUUGAACAAACCAUAACUAUAGAAUAAAUAAUUGAAUAUAUAUAAAAGUAUCAAUAGGCUAACAAAUGCGAUAUAGAAUUUAAAAUAGAGGCUAAGUUGGAUAGAAUAUUUUAUAUUCAAGAAUAUUGUAGAGUAUUAAAAAACUAAUUCAUACCUAAAUGUUUUGAUUACGAACAGAUUAAAACCUAUGGAGAAACACAUCUAAAGUUUAUGUUUAUCACUUCGAAACUAUUAAAGGGAUAUUACAACAUUUAAUCCUUAUUAGGCCCUCAACCACCUAAUUAUAAUGCCUUCAAAGAUCUGAUUUCAAAAGAUAUUGGUUUAACUAAAGAAUAGUAUAAGCAAUAUUUAGAUGAUUAAUUUUGAAAUAUAAAUAAUUAAGAUAGAUAUAUAUGUGA
Messenger RNA from Paramecium tetraurelia, 1646 nucleotides. RefSeq lists its product as uncharacterized. Gene Ontology annotation, biological process: mitotic DNA damage checkpoint signaling; protein phosphorylation. The record is from RefSeq and is a predicted model, not a curated record. The transcript is spliced from 7 exons. Gene Ontology annotation, cellular component: cytoplasm; nucleus. Gene Ontology annotation, molecular function: ATP binding; protein serine/threonine kinase activity. NCBI's taxonomy places the organism in Eukaryota, Ciliophora, Oligohymenophorea, Peniculida, Parameciidae.